Molecule: messenger RNA, 840 nt
Organism: Zonotrichia albicollis (white-throated sparrow)
Lineage: Eukaryota; Metazoa; Chordata; Aves; Passeriformes; Passerellidae
Source: RefSeq, a predicted model, not a curated record
GUAUCCUCUGACAAAUUACACGUUUGGCACCAAGGAGCCCCUCUAUGAGAAGGACAGUUCCGUGGCAGCUCGGUUCCAGCGCAUGAGGGAGGAGUUUGACAAGAUUGGCAUGAGGCGGACAGUGGAAGGAGUUCUGAUUGUGCAUGAGCACAGGCUGCCCCACGUGCUCUUACUGCAGCUGGGUACAACUUUUUUCAAGCUACCUGGUGGUGAACUCAAUCCAGGAGAAGAUGAGGUAGAAGGGCUCAAACGCUUAAUGACAGAGAUACUGGGUCGUCAGGAUGGUGUUCAGCAAGACUGGGUGAUUGAUGACUGCAUUGGCAACUGGUGGAGACCAAACUUUGAACCUCCCCAGUACCCAUAUAUCCCAGCUCAUAUUACAAAGCCAAAAGAACACAAAAAGCUUUUUUUGGUCCAGCUUCAAGAAAAGGCUUUGUUUGCAGUCCCCAAAAAUUACAAGCUGGUUGCUGCACCAUUGUUUGAGCUCUAUGACAAUGCACCAGGAUAUGGCCCUAUUAUUUCCAGCCUUCCUCAGCUUUUGAGCAGGUUCAACUUUAUUUACAACUGAAUUCCCAUGUACCUGAAGACUCCAGUAGAAGAAGCCGUCUCUGUGAGCACAGCUUUGAACUGUAGAGACACGAAUAUGUGUGACACAAGGAUUUUUUUAAGUCAUUCUGUUCCUGAAGGCCACUAAACAUUCUGUGGUAUGAACAGAGAAGUGAAUCUCAACUGUUUAGCUAGAGAGAUGGCAAUGGGCUACCAGUGUUAUAAUCCCUUUUCAUUGUAAUACUCACCAAUUUUUUGUUUUGUACAACAUUAAACAAUAUGGUUGAGAUUCUG